AUGUCGUCGAACCUUUUGAACCAUGAUUUUGGCUCCGAGGACGAGGACGAUGAUUUCAACCCCGUCGCUGCAGAUGAUUCUGAUGCUGAACAAUCUAAGCCGGUAAAGACUGUUCGAAUCAGCGAAAAUGCCGCGAACGACGAUGACGAGGAUGAAGCUCAAAAUGGCGACGAUGACGAUGAAGGCGCCGAGGAAAAUGGAGACGAUGACGAUGAAGAAGGAGAGGAAGAAGAGGAAGAGGAAGAAGAGGCAGUGGGUCGCCCGCGCAAGCGCAGAAGAGGCGGUGUCUCUUCUUUCUUUGAAGAAGAGGCUGGUGUUGACGAAGAGGAGGAUGAAGCCGAAGAAGAUGAGGAUGAGCUUGCCGAUUUCGGCACAGAAAUGCACCCCGACGAUCUCGAUGCAUUGCCCGUCGGUGCUGAGACAGAUGACCGCCGCCACAGACAACUCGAUCGUCAGCGUGAACUUGACGCGACAAUGGAUGCUGAGAAGCAGGCGCAGAUGCUGAAGGAACGUUAUGGCCGAAACCGUGCCGCCGCAACGGAUGCCCUUGUGGUCCCCAAGCGACUGCUUCUUCCUAGUGUCGAGGACCCCAGCAUUUGGGGAGGUCGCUGCAAGCCUGGCAAAGAAAGGGAGGUUGUCUACUCCAUUCAGAAGCGCAUUGAAGAACGCCCUCCUGGCUCUCGUAACCCGAUUCGAAUCAUUUCGGCCUUUGAGCGUGGAAACAUUAUGCAGGGUUGGUUCUACUGUGAAGCACGCAGACAAGCCGAUGUCACCGAAGGCCUGGAAGCUAUCAACUUCUAUUAUCCCUCACAGAAAUUGACGUUGGUUCCCGUUAAGGAGAUGCCCGAUCUUCUCCGAGUCCAAAAGUCAGAGGAGCUUAACCCUGGUGGAUGGGUUCGAAUUAAGCGGGGCAAGUACCAUGAUGAUCUGGCCCAGAUUGAGGAGGUUGAGACCAACGGUCUUAAUGUGACUGUACGACUUGUCCCUCGACUGGAUUACGGUAUGAACGAUGAUGCCGCUGCGAUUGUCGAUCCCAAGCGCAAACGCGGCGCUGCAAGUGCCGUCCGGGCCCCACAACGCUUGUUCAGCGAGUCGGAGGCCAAGAAGAAGCACGCAAAAUACCUCUCGUCCACCUCAGGAUUGGGUGGUAAGUCAUGGAAUUACCUCAAUGACAACUACAUUGAUGGUUUUCUCAUCAAGGACAUGCGAGUCCAGCACUUGAUUGUUAAGAAUGUAAAUCCUCGACUUGAGGAGGUGGCCAUGUUUGCACGUGGAGGAGAAGAUGGCACUGCAAACCUCGACCUGGCGUCUUUGGCCGAAACAUUGAAGAAUACGACUGCCGAAGAUUCAUACCAACCCGGUGACCCUGUGGAGGUGUAUCGUGGCGAACAGCAGGGCUUGAUUGGCCGCACAGUCUCAACCCGGGGCGACAUUGUCUCAUUACAAGUCACCGAGGGAGAUCUGGCCGGUCAGACAAUCGAUGCUCCCGUCCGAACUCUUCGCAAGCGUUUCAGAGAAGGUGAUCAUGUAAAGGUGAUCGGAGGCAGUCGUUAUCAGAACGAAUUGGGUAUGGUGGUCCAAGUCAAAGAUGACACCGUCACCCUGCUCAGUGAUAUGAGCAUGCAAGAGAUUACUGUUUUCAGCAAGGACCUUCGCAUUUCUGCUGAGAUGGCCGCUGAUGGCCAACUUGGUAUUUAUGAUGUUCACGACCUUGUCCAGCUUGAUGCUGCCACCGUGGCUUGCGUUAUCAAGGUUGAUCGUGAAUCUCUUCGCGUGAUUGAUCAGAAUGGCUCUGUUCGCAAUGUUCUCCCCACCCAGAUUGCUAAUAAGCUCACCCCUCGCCGAGAUGCUGUGGCAACAGACCGCAAUGGCGCAGAAAUUCGACACGGAGACACCGUCCGUGAAGUUUAUGGAGAGCAGAGAAAUGGUGCUAUUCGCCAUAUUUACCGCUCUUUCCUCUUCUUGCACAACAAGGCUCAGGCCGAAAAUGCUGGCAUUUCCGUGGUGCGAACAACAAACGUUGUCACUGUCUCUGCCCGUGGUGUCCGUCCUACCGGACCGGAUCUAAGCAAGAUGAACCCUGCUAUGGCGAUGCAAAUGCCGGGCGCAGGCCGAGGUGGUGCAAUGCCGCCGCCCCAGCGUGGUCGCGACAGGCUGAUCGGUAAGACCGUGACCGUCCGCAAGGGUCGCUACAAGGGUCUAGUCGGUAUUGUCCGGGACUCCGAUGAUAGCACCGCCCAGGUUGAGCUUUACACCUCCAACAAGCCUGUCCUUAUACAAAGGGAUAUCUUAACCCCGAAGGACCCCAUUUCUAAGCAGCCAUUGGACGUAGGCCGUGGAAGAGGAUCGCGUGUCCCACAUGGAGGCGCUCCUCAGGGCCGUGACGGAUGGCAAGGUGGGCGUACUCCAAUGGCUUCUGCCGAUUCUUCCAGGACCCCGGCUUGGGGCGGCGCAUCGUCCGCUCGCACUCCCGCUUGGUCUGGCAUGGGUGGUUCCCGUACGCCUGCCUGGAAGAACGAUGGAAACCGGACUGCAUACGGAGACGGAAGCCGCACCGCCUACGGUGGUAUGGGUAACAGAACUCCAGCAUGGAACUCCGGAUCCCGUACUCCCUAUGGUGACACUGGCUCCAGCUCUGGUUAUGACGCCUUUGCCUCUGGAUCUCGUACACCAGCUUGGGGCAACGCAGGCGCCGGAAACCGCACCCCGGCCUGGGGCGGAGCUGGCCUGUCCAAUAGCCGAGACCAGCGGGACUACGAUGACGCUCCCACACCCGGUGGUUACUCCGCUCCAACCCCGGGAGCCUAUGCUGCUCCCACUCCUGGUGCAUCCGCCCCAACUCCAGGCGGUUGGGCCGACAAUGCUCCCACUCCUGGUGGAGCUUUCAGCGCUCCUACUCCAGGUGAUAUACCCAAGCGUGGCUACGAAGCUCCAACUCCUGCUGCGUACGAUGCACCAACGCCAGCCAUGGGAGGUGUAGCUGCUACGCCUGGUGCAGGCUACGGCGACGACGACGCUGGUCCACGUUAUGAUGACGGCACACCCAGUCCGUAA
Messenger RNA from Penicillium longicatenatum, 3054 nucleotides. RefSeq names its product transcription elongation factor spt5 (gene spt5). Gene Ontology annotation, cellular component: DSIF complex. The record is from RefSeq and is a predicted model, not a curated record. The transcript has 5 exons. Gene Ontology annotation, biological process: regulation of transcription by RNA polymerase II; regulation of DNA-templated transcription elongation; transcription elongation by RNA polymerase II. NCBI's taxonomy places the organism in Eukaryota, Fungi, Ascomycota, Eurotiomycetes, Eurotiales, Aspergillaceae. Gene Ontology annotation, molecular function: mRNA binding; protein binding. The coding region runs from base 1 to 3054 and encodes 1017 amino acids.